This is a messenger RNA of Amborella trichopoda, 2673 nucleotides long. The record is from RefSeq and is a predicted model, not a curated record. Lineage: Eukaryota; Viridiplantae; Streptophyta; Magnoliopsida; Amborellales; Amborellaceae.
UUAGGAAAGCAAUAGUGGGGAAGAGCUAUGGUCCCUUUUUUUUCUUUAAUUUUGUCAGUCAGGUUUGAAAGGCGAGUAUUAUUAAUCUAGAGAGAAAGAGUGGGAGAUAGAGAGAGAGAGAGAGGUGCGCUCAUAGAGAGGGGAGGCGGGCCGUGAGAUAAAAAUUAGGGCAAAUCAGUUUCACUCUUACAGUGAUUCUCUCUUAAGACCUAGGGUUUUUCGUGUCUGCUCUGGUUCUUCACCUAAAGAAGCAGGGCUGCUGUUGGAAAAUGUAAAAUCAGCAAAGUGACUACCAGCACGCUGGAUGGUUGACUGCCUCCAUGGACUUAAAUGCCUCUCCUGUUCCAGAAGACGAUGAAGAGGAGCAUAUUUUUGAAGAGCAAGCUGAGGAAGAUACUGUAGAUGGACAUGUAGAGACAGCUGUUGAGAUUCUGCGCAGAGAACGAGAAGAGAGGCGUCAACGUAGGAAAAGAGAAAAUCAAAGUGAGGAGCCAAAGCGGCCAGCACAAAUACCAAAGUACAAUCCUGUUCCUCAACAAAGAAAUCCUAGAUCACAUGAUAGAGCCCAGCAACUACCUACUGGUUGGUUGGAUUGCCCCAACUCUGGAAAGCGUAUUGUCGCCAUUAUCCCUUCUAAAGUUCCACUUGGUGAGUCCUUCAAUGAUUUUAUUGCACCUGGAAGAAGAUAUUCUUGGAAACAAGUGCUUCGCCAACAAAAGGUGCUAGGAAAUGAAAUUUGUAUGGUGAUUGAUUUGACAAAUACUGCUCGGUACUAUGACCCAUCAGAUUGGAAGAAGCAAGGUAUUAAAUAUUGCAAGAUAGCUUGCAAGGGACGAGAUGCUGUACCUGACAACGUUUCUGUCAAUUGUUUUGUCCAUGAGGUACUACAAUUUAUGGAGCGCCACAAGGGGAGCAAUAGGAAGUGUGCUCUUGUUCAUUGUACUCAUGGUUACAAUCGGACAGGGUUCAUGAUUGUUAAUUACCUUGUUCGGUCACAUGGAUAUUCAGUUACAGAUGCACUGGAUGUUUUUGCUGAUGCACGCCCUCCUGGAAUAUAUAAACCAGACUAUAUUGAUGCCUUGUUCUCAUUUUAUCAUGAAAGAAGGCCUAAAAUAUUGACAUGCCCUCCAACACCAGAGUGGAAAAGGCCUUCUGAGCUUGAUCUUAAUGGUGAAGCAGUGUCCGACAGGGAGGACGAUGGUGUGAAAAUAGUGGAAAUGGAAAAUACUGUGAUGACAAAUGAUGAUGUAUUAGGAGAUGAAAUCCCCACAGAUCAGCAAGUAUUAUUGCAGAAAAUCUGCUUUACGAAACUGGAAUUGGGAGGAGCAAAUCUUCAUUUUCCUGGUUCACAACCUGUGUCUCUUGACAGGUCGAAUUUACAGCUCCUUCGUCAGAGAUAUUACUAUGCGACAUGGAAAGCUGAUGGAACAAGAUAUAUGAUGCUUAUAACUUUGGAUGGAUGCUAUUUGAUUGACAGAAAAUUUUGUUUCCGGAGGGUCCAGCUGCGGUUUCCUAGAAGAUCUUCCAAUCAGGGUCCAUCUGACAAAACUCAUCACUUGACAUUACUUGAUGGUGAGAUGAUUAUUGACACUGUACCUGAAACUGGCGAGCAGAAAAGAAGAUAUCUUGUUUAUGAUAUGAUGUUGCUGAAUGGUGUUUCAGUCACAAAGCUUCCCUUUUGUGAAAGGUGGAAAUUAAUUGAGAAGGAAGUUGUUGAGCCCCGUAAUAGUGAUGUUUCGAACAAUCAUUCUUACAGAUAUGACAUGGAACCUUUCAGAGUAAGAAGAAAGGAUUUUUGGAUGUUAUCUGCGGUUAUAAAGGUGCUGAGGGACUUCAUUCCCAAGCUUUCACAUGAGGCAGAUGGUCUUAUAUUUCAGGGGUGGGAUGAUGCAUAUGUUUUCCGGACACACAAAGGCCUUCUCAAGUGGAAAUUUCCUGAUAUGAACUCUGUUGAUUUUCUAUUUGAGGUUGGAGAGGAAAACCAUCAAACACUUUAUCUUCUUGACAGAAAAAAUAGACGACAAUUACAAGGAGCUUAUGUUGUAUUUAAAGGUGGUGAGGACCCUUCUGAAUUUAACGGGAAAAUUAUGGAGUGUUCUUGGAAUGCCCAAGAAGAACACUGGGAAUACAUGCGCAUCCGAACAGACAAGGAAACUCCAAAUGCAUGGAAUACUUACACAAAGGUUAUGCAAAGUAUUCAGGACAACAUUACAGAGGAGGAAGUACUUGAUGAGAUUACUGAGAUUAUACGUCUUCCAAUGUAUGCUGAGAGAAUUUCCCGGGAGAGUCAAGCCCACCAACAUGCUCGUCGCAAGUGACUGCUGAUGAGUUCCCGCAAGUGCUAUCACUUGGCCCAUUCAUUUAUACAUAGUUGUAAAAAAUAUAGUCUUCCAUCAAGUAGUCUUAGAAUUUAUUAGGUUUAGAAUUGCCUUUUGGUGCUGAAUAGAGUUAGCAGCAGCCAAGCUCCUUACGUAUGAUACCCUAUUGUUUUUCUCAUCCCAUUUAUUUAACUUGGUUUUGAAUCUGUCCAUCAUCAAUUUGUUCCUGCUGUUAAUGUAAUGGUAAAUGCAUAGAAGUUAUUUUAGAAAUAAGAAGUGAUUUCAAAGACGGGAUACUGCAGCUACUUUUCAGUGCUAAUAAUUUCGCUAGAGAAGCCCUUCAAUUGUCUUCCAA